CGCUAGCUUGGCGCUUGUUUUGCGGAGUCUCCGCUGCCUCUCACGGAGCCACACGCUUAACGCGGACUCGGACCGAUUUUGGAUUUCUGCUUCUUUUUUUCCCGGGGAGUUAUUCGGAGGAAAAAAAAUCCUGGAGGGACAAAACAAGGAGUAAAGAGCCGGAAAACAGAGCUUAAAGUCGGCUUGUGUCGGAGGAAUGGCGGACCGGGACCCGGUGCCGCUUCCUGCAGAGGUUCGGGCCAAACUGGCCGAGCUGGAGCUGGAGUUAUCGGAGGGUGACAUCACACAGAAGGGCUAUGAAAAGAAGCGAUCCAAGCUGAUUGGAGCCUAUUUCCCCCAAACUCCAGGAAUGGAUCCCUCCAUGGGCCAGGAGAGGAGAACACCGGUCACCCCCUCCUCGUCGUCCCGCUACAACCGCCGGCGGUCGUCGGGCUCCAGAGAUGAACGCUACAGAUCAGAUGUGCACACAGAGGCCGUGCAGGCGGCCCUGGCGAAGCAUAAGGAAAGGAAAAUGGCCGUGCCGAUGCCUUCUAAGCGCCGAUCGCUGGUGGUCCAGACCUCCAUGGACGCCUACACACCACCAGACACUUCCUCUGGAUCGGAGGGCGAAGGUCAGGGCAACGGCGACGAGGACGUAGGAGACGGAGAGGAAGAGGACGGCGGAGGAGGCGGAGGAACGUCGUCCAGCAGGGAGGGGAGCAUCAGCAUGGAGCACUGGAUCAGCCGGGCGGUUCACUCCUCCACCACCACCACUUCCUCCACCGCCUCCUCCUCCUCCUCCACCCGCAGCGGGGGCAGUGGGGCGGCCGCGGGCCGGCUGGCCGACGUCCUGGCCCAACACGUCCACAUCUCCGCCCAGCAACACCUCCGCCACCACCGCCAUCAUCACCGCCACAAGACAGGCCUUUUAAGCCACCUCUCCUUGAGGAAGAGGAGGAGGAAGGCAGAGCCAGCUGGUUUGGUACAGAACGGAAACUCUGAGCCUCAGCGCUCCGAAAACCACUCUGCACCCCCAGAUGUGACCGGCUACACCAACAACACGGCCAACACCACCGCAGACGGGAUCCAGGUGGAGCGGGCCCCACCUGGCGGCGGCGGCUCCGCGGCCCAGAGGCAGACGCCCAAAUAUGGAAACGCCGAGCUGAUGGAGACCGGAGACGGCGUUCCAGUCAGCAGCAGAGUUUCAGCCAAGAUCCAACAACUGGUCAACACCCUGAAGAGACCCAAACGGCCGCCGCUGAGGGAGUUCUUCGUCGAUGACUUUGAGGAGCUUCUGGAGGUCCAGCAGCCAGACCCCAACCUUCCCAAAGCCGAGGGAGCGCAGAUGGCGGCCAUGCGUGGCGAGCAGCUGGGCGUGGUGACCAACUGGCCGCCGUCUCUGGAGGCGGCGCUGCAGCGGUGGGGCACCAUCUCCCCGAAGGCGCCGUGUCUGACCACCAUGGACACCAACGGCAAGCCGCUCUACGUUCUCACCUACGGUAAACUGUGGUCCAGAAGUGUGAAGGUGGCGUACAACCUGCUGCACAAACUGGGAACCAAACAGGAACCGCUGGUCCGGCCCGGAGACCGGGUGGCGCUGGUCUUCCCCAACAACGACCCCGGCGCCUUCAUGACGGCUUUUUACGGCUGUUUGCUGGCGGAGGUCGUCCCCGUGCCGAUAGAGGUACCGCUGACCAGGAAGGACGCCGGCAGUCAGCAGAUCGGCUUCCUGUUGGGGAGCUGCGGCGUUACCGUGGCGCUGACCAGCGACGCCUGCCAUAAGGGAUUACCCAAAACCCCCACCGGAGAGAUCCCGCAGUUCAAAGGUUGGCCCAAGGUUCUGUGGUUCGUGCCGGAGUCCAAACACCUGUCCAAGCCGCCCAGAGAUUGGUUCCCCCAGAUUAAGGACGCCAACCAGGACACCGCCUACAUCGAGUACAAGACGUGUAAGGACGGCGGCGUCCUCGGUGUCACGGUAACGAGGACGGCCAUGCUCACCCACUGCCAGGCCCUCACACAGUCCUGCUCCUACACAGAAGCUGAAACCAUAGUGAACGUGUUGGACUUCAAGAAGGACGUGGGUCUCUGGCACGCUGUCCUGACUAGUGUGAUGAACAUGAUGCACGUCAUCAGUAUCCCCUACGCCCUGAUGAAGGUCAACCCGUUAUCCUGGAUCCAGAAAGUCUGUCAGUUCAAAGCGAAGGUGGCCUAUGUGAAAUCGCGGGACAUGCAUUGGGCCCUGGUGGCCCACCGGGACCAGCGCGACGUCAACCUCAGCUCCCUGCGGAUGCUGGUAGUGGCCGACGGUUCGAAUCCCUGGUCGAUUUCGUCCUGCGAUGCGUUCCUCAACGUCUUCCAGACCAAAGGUCUGAGGCCAGAGGUCGUCUGUCCCUGCGCCAGCUCCCCGGAGGCGCUGACCGUCGCCAUCCGCAGGCCGCUGGAGGAGGGCGCGACCCCGCCGAGCCGCGGCGUUCUGUCCAUGCCUGGUCUGAGUCACGGGGUGAUCCGGGUCGAUUCGGAGGAGAAGCUGUCCGUUCUCACUCUCCAGGAUGUUGGUUCUGUGAUGCCCGGAGCUUUGAUGUGCGUUGUGAAAGUCGAAGGCGUUCCUCAGCUCUGUAAAACCGACGAGAUCGGAGAGAUGUGUGUUUGUACCGUCGCCACGGGAACCUCCUAUUACGGUUUGGCCGGGAUGACAAAGAACACCUUCGAGGUCUUCCCUGUGUCCAACAACGGGACGCCCAUCAGCGAGUUCCCGUUCACCAGAACCGGCCUGCUGGGCUUCAUCGGACCUGCCGGCCUCAUCUUUGUCGCAGGGAAGAUGGACGGCCUGAUGGUGGUUGGAGGACGGCGCCACAACGCCGACGACAUCGUCGCCACGGCGCUGGCGGUGGAGCCCAUGAAGUUUGUCUACAGAGGCAGGAUAGCGGUGUUUUCCAUCACCGUGCUCCAUGAUGAGAGGAUCGUGGUCGUAGCUGAGCAGCGACCGGAUUCUACAGAGGAAGACAGCUUCCAGUGGAUGAGCAGAGUGCUGCAGGCGAUAGACAGCAUCCACCAGGUGGGGGUUUACUGCCUGGCCCUGGUUUCCUCCAACACGCUGCCGAAGACGCCUCUGGGCGGCAUCCACCUGUCUGAGGCCAAGCAGCUCUUCCUGGAGGGGGCGCUGCAUCCCUGCAACGUGCUGAUGUGUCCGCACACCUGCGUCACCAACCUGCCCAAACCGCGGCAGAAGCAGCCAGAGAUCGGUCCUGCAUCUGUGAUGGUCGGGAAUCUGGUGUCAGGGAAGCGGAUCGCUCAGGCCAGCGGCCGGGAUCUGGGUCAGAUCGAAGACAAUGACCAGGCAAGGAAGUUCCUCUUCCUGUCUGAGGUGUUGCAGUGGAGAGCGCAAACGACUCCGGACCACAUCCUGUACACUCUGCUCAACUCCAGGGGGGCGAUAGCCAGCUCACUGACUUGUGUUCAGCUGCACAAAAGAGCGGAAAAGAUCGCUGCCGUUCUGUCAGAACGGGGCCACCUGCAGGACGGAGACCACGUCGCACUCGUUUACCCUCCAGGUAUCGACCUGAUUGCUGCGUUUUACGGAUGCCUUUACGCCGGCUGCGUCCCGAUCACGGUGCGGCCUCCUCACCCGCAGAACAUCGCCACCACGCUGCCCACGGUCAAGAUGAUCGUGGAGGUGAGCCGCUCGGUGUGUGUGAUGACCACGCAGCUCAUCUGCAAGCUGCUGAGGUCCAAAGAGGCGCUGGCGGCCGUGGACAUCCGAACGUGGCCGCCCGUCAUAGAUACAGAUGAUUUGCCAAAGAAGAAGCCUCCCCUGCUGUACAAACCGUCCAACCCCGACACGCUGGCCUACCUGGACUUCAGCGUCUCCACUACCGGCAUGCUAGCUGGAGUCAAAAUGUCCCACACCGCCACCAGUGCCUUCUGCCGCUCCAUCAAGCUGCAGUGUGAGCUCUACCCGUCCAGAGAGGUCGCCAUCUGCCUCGACCCGUACUGCGGCCUGGGCUUCGUCCUCUGGUGCCUUUGCAGCGUGUACUCAGGUCACCAGUCCAUCCUCAUCCCUCCGUCCGAGCUGGAGGUGAAUCCGGCUCUCUGGUUGUCGGCCGUCAGUCAGUACAAAGUCCGGGACACGUUCUGCUCCUACAGCGUCAUGGAGCUGUGCACCAAAGGCCUGGGCCUGCAGACCGACUCCCUCAAGUCCAGAGGAGUCGACCUGUCCCGGGUCAGAACCUGCGUGGUGGUAGCGGAGGAGAGGCCCAGGAUCGCCUUGACCCAGUCCUUCUCCAAACUCUUCAAAGACCUGGGACUCCACCCGCGCGCCGUCAGCACCUCGUUCGGCUGCAGGGUCAACCUGGCCAUCUGCCUGCAGCCUCACAGGCUGGGAAAGCUGGCCGACCAGGUAGGGAACCUCCAUCAACCUCCCCUGCCUGACGAACAGCACCGGGGAACAUCAGGACCCGACCCCACCACUGUGUUCGUAGAUAUGAGAGCGUUACGACACGACAGGGUCAGGUUAGUGGAGCGGGGUUCGCCACACAGUUUACCACUGAUGGAGUCUGGGAAGAUCCUGCCUGGAGUUCGGAUCAUCAUCGCCAACCCGGAGACCAAAGGGCCGAUGGGGGAGUCGCACCUGGGAGAGAUUUGGGUGCACAGCGGCCACAACGCCAGUGGUUACUUCACCGUCUACGGAGACGAAGUUCUGCAGUCGGACCAUUUCAGCUCCAGGCUCAGCUUCGGCGACACUCAGACGGUUUGGGCCCGGACCGGAUACCUGGGCUUCCUGCGGCGGACCGAGCUCACCGACGCCAGCGGAGAGCGGCAUGACGCUCUGUAUGUGGUCGGCGCUCUGGAGGAAGCCAUGGAGCUGAGGGGGAUGCGCUACCACCCCAUCGACAUCGAGACCUCCGUCAUCCGGACGCACAAGAGCAUCACAGAGUGCGCGGUGUUCACGUGGACCAACCUGCUGGUGGUGGUGGUGGAGCUGGACGGCUCGGAGCACGAGGCUCUGGACCUGGUUCCACUGGUCACCAACGUGGUUCUGGAGGAGCACUACCUGAUCGUCGGCGUUGUCGUGGUCGUCGACAUCGGCGUCAUUCCCAUCAACUCCCGCGGCGAAAAGCAGCGCAUGCACCUUCGCGACGGCUUCCUGGCCGACCAGCUCGACCCCAUCUACGUGGCCUACAACAUGUAGCGCCCCCUGGUGGAGGGAGGGAGGAACAGACUUGAAAACUGAGGGGAACAAACUGAAGUUAGCCCUGCGCUUCGUCUUGCAGGCACUUUUAGUUUCCUGGGAAAAGGGAAGCUGGUUUCUGGCUUCUGCAGCAACAUCUGGCGCUCUGUUAUUUUUAAAUGUCAGAAAGGUCCUGGCUUAUUUUUUUGAAAAUGAUAUUUACACACACAAAAAAAACUGAAAUAUUUUGUGUUUUUACAGCCAUUAAAGUGUGGGGUAUGUUUUGAUAUGAGGGCGGGGGGUAAAGGGUUUACCAGGAGGUACGUUCAUUUCACCUAGGAUUUUAAUUUUUUUUAACCGACCAGCCGGUCCGUUUCACCAGGUGCUCAAAUCCACACAGGCGCAGCCUUUAACUCCGGUUACUAUCCGCAAACAGCUCGUAUCUUGUAAGUAUGUACAAAAAGAAACCGAUUUAAUUUAUUUUCUCUUUUAGAAGUCUAUGAUUCAAGUUUUUGCUCUUGAAUAUUUGCUAAUAUAAAAAUAAAUUGUAUUAUCUCGAGUGACGCAGACUUAAGCAUAUUAUAAUAAAAAAAACACAAAUAUAUGAUGAUAGAUUAUAUUGCAGAUGAAGGUUAAUAUCUCAGAGGAAAGCAGGUUGAUUUGCGAUGCUGCAGUUCAGUCUGAAAUGUAUCCAGUUUCCAAAAGGAAGGUCCAAAUUUUUUACUUACUGACUUUAAGAGCUUGUUAAAUCCUCUAAAUGUUAUUAAUUGCAAUUUUGGGUUCAAAAUCAAGUUUUUGGAAAUGAAACAGAACUACAUCUUUAAAUCUAAAGUGAUAAGAUGAGGGGAAAAUCAGAUUUGAGGCAAAAAGUUUCCCCUAAACACAAACUAACGUUUCUGAUCAAUGCCGUUGCUGCCCUCUCGUGGUGACCAGCAGUAUUACAUGCAGUCUUUUUCUUAAAUAACCUUCUAAUGAAUUAAUCUUGCAUUCAGCAGCACGAUUUUAUAGAAAAUCAAUAAUUUAGGUUUACUUAUUGUUUUUUUUGUUCUCCGGAAAUAUUUUAUUUAUUUUGGUCCAAAACUUUUCUAGUAGAUAAUUUCCACUGCAGAUUCAGAUUCACUUUAUUUUGGUAAAUUAAAACAAAAAUACUUUACAAACCAAUAAUUUAAUUAAUAAAUUGGCUAAUUUAGUACUUCCUGGCCAAAUCUGCCUCAGUAAGAUAAUCUGUGCUCUAAUCUCUCCAAUUUUGAAAAAUAGCUAAGACAUGAAUAGCUGCAGAUUAAUUCAUUUCAGAGUAAAACUUUCUCCAUUAAGACUGCUGAUAAUCCUAAGAUUGUGAGCAAACUUGUUUAAUAAACUUUAAGUUGAGAUGUUUUUACUCACCUUGACUGGGAUGAAACUGGUCCCAGUUCAGACGGACCAGCAGCAGCGGAGUCGGCCUCGUUUCUGGAUCUCUAGCUGUAAAUAUGGAACAGAGGAGCCGUCAUAUUUUUCCAUGCGGCGGUUCAAGACUCAAACAGUGAUGUCAUAAGUAGAAAUCAAAGCGUUUUAUCAGAGACCCUUUAACUCAUUAAGGAGCUACAGAGAAUGUUUCUUUAAAAAAAAUACAAAGCACUUUCUUCACCUUUUCUCUUUAUUCAUUUCAGGAAAUGUACGUCAAGUUUUUUUUUCUAAAGUUUCAAACGUUGUGUUGAUGUCAUGUCUUUCAUUUAAAUAAACAUUUCAACAAUUUUGACACAAA
Messenger RNA from Xiphophorus couchianus (Monterrey platyfish), 6887 nucleotides. Its product is annotated as disco-interacting protein 2 homolog C. The record is from RefSeq and is a predicted model, not a curated record. The coding region runs from base 197 to 5167 and encodes 1656 amino acids. Lineage: Eukaryota; Metazoa; Chordata; Actinopteri; Cyprinodontiformes; Poeciliidae. The transcript is spliced from 39 exons.